AUGGGUUUCGGUGAUCUCCAAUCUGCUGAUGGUCUUCGUUCACUCAAUGCAUUUCUUGUCGAUAAAUCAUACGUCGAAGGUUAUACUCCAACAAAAGGUGAUGUUGUUGUAUUCGAAGCUGUAAAGAAAGCACCAGCAACUGAAUUUGAAAAUGCUCUUCGCUGGUACAAUCAUAUCGCUUCGUUUAAUGAUGCUGAGAAAGCCAAAUUUCAAGGUGAAAGCAAAGCAGUCGAUCAAUAUGGACAACAACCAGGCCAAGAUCGUCUUGCAAAACAAGAAUUUGAAUCAUUAUCUGUUGAUCCAGCUAAGAAACCAGCAGCUGAAGACGAUGAUGAUGUUGAUUUAUUCGGCGAUGAAAAUGAAGAAGAAACUGAAUUAACAAAACAACGUUUAGCUGCUUAUGCUGAGAAAAAAUCCAAGAAACCAACUCUUAUUGCCAAAAGUAACAUUGUCCUUGAUAUUAAACCAUGGGACGAUGAAACAAAUAUGCAAGAACUUGAACAAAACGUUCGUUCAAUUGAGUUAGAUGGUCUUCUUUGGGGUGCCUCUCGUCUCGUACCACUUGCUUAUACAAUCAAAAAGUUACAAAUCACUUGUGUUGUUGAAGAUGACAAAGUUGGUACAGAUAUUCUUGAAGAACGUAUCAUGGCAUUCGAAGACCACGUUCAAUCAGUUGAUAUUGCUUCAUUUCAAAAGAUUUAA
Messenger RNA from Rotaria socialis, 702 nucleotides. NCBI's taxonomy places the organism in Eukaryota, Metazoa, Rotifera, Eurotatoria, Philodinida, Philodinidae. The record is from the annotation of a GenBank genome assembly.